CCAGGCGGAGCCUAGGUUCCUGCGCUUCCUGCGCUUCCUGGAUCUCGAGCCUAGGUAGCCUGACACCCUAGCACCGCUUCCCCUGGGAUCCCCUGGCUCCCAUUGUCUUGGGGUAAGGCUGGUAUGUCCGCUGCCGCGCUGUGGGUGACCGAAAUCGACAGAAAACGAAGCAGUGCUUCGUGUAGCGUAGGAGCGGCCGAGUGAGCAGUCCAACCGCCCCCUGCCGAGUCUGAGAAGCCGCAGACGCAGCGCCAGCGCCUGCGCCGGGAGCGGCCUAGUUAGUUCCUGGAAGCCUCUUCCAGGAAGUCUGCAGAGCCGGGGUAGAGGCUUCCGAACCUCCAACCUGGCCAUUACCGUGGCCUUCGGAGCUUCUCUGCUGCGUGGAGGGAAGACGCGGGCGGCCUCGCGAGAGUUCCUGCUGGGAGCCUGUCUCACCUCGGCGGUCAUCAUGUCCUACGCCGCGCGAGCUGUGGGGCACCUCCACCGCAAGGCUCGCACGUCGCCUUACCCGCGCUCCACAGUCGAAAGGUGUCCCGUCCCCGACGACAAAGUGCCCUGGCUGGUUGAGUGGAGGGACUAUAAGCCCGUGGAGUACACGGCGGCCGCCAUACUGGCCGGACCUUCGUGGGCUGACCCCCAGAUAGGUGAAAGGGGCUUUUCUCCCAAGUUCAAUGAAAUGGAUGGACUUGUUGACCGGAAGAGCCGCAGCGGCCUCUACGAGAUUGAAAAUGGACGGCCUAGAAAUCCUGCGGGGCGCACGGGACUCGUUGGCCGGGGACUUUUGGGACGUUGGGGCCCAAACCACGCAGCAGACCCCAUCAUUACUAGAUGGAAAAGGGACAACCAUGGAAAUAAGGUCCCUCACCCUGUUUCUGGGAAAAACAUCCUGCAGUUCGUAGCCAUCAAACGGAAGGACUGUGGAGAGUGGGCGAUCCCGGGAGGCAUGGUGGAUCCCGGAGAGAAAAUCAGUGCUACCUUGAGACGAGAGUUUGGUGAAGAAGCAAUGAAUUCCUUAGAGAAGUCCAAGGAGGAAAAGAAAAAACUGGAGGAACAGUUGCACAAGCUCUUCAGCCAGGAGCAUUUAAUGGUUUAUAAGGGAUACGUGGAUGACCCUCGAAACACCGAUAGCGCAUGGAUGGAGACAGAAGCUGUGAACUACCAUGAUGAAACAGGUGAGACAAUGGAUAAUCUGACUCUGGAAGCAGGAGAUGAUGCUGGGAAGGUAAAAUGGGUUGAAAUCAAUGAUAAACUCAAACUUUAUGCCAGUCACUCCCAAUUCAUUGAACUUGUGGCUGAGAAGCGAGGAGCUCACUGGAGUGAGGCCUGAGACCCUGGCUACCAUGGAUGUUAGCCUAGGAAACUCCAAGGAUACUUAAGGUCUUCAAAAAUGGCUAUCGGUCCAGGGGAAAAACUCAGAAAACUAAUUUUAAAAGGUCAAAAACUUGGCUCCAAAGAAGAGCUACUAGAAGAUAUUUCAUCUGAUUCUUUGCAGAGGUGGGGAACUUGGUGUGGAUCACUGAACAUAAUGUCAGAAUAUUUUUGUUUUCUGUUUGUUUUUUCUGUACUGUUCUUCCUCUUUAAACAAAAAGCAAAAGCUUUGUUAUUGGGAAUGUCUGGGAAGGGAAAUGGAUCAUAAGGUCUUGGGAAAAUAAAUUAAAAAGUCACAUCCUAAACUAUCUGUAUUUGCCCUUGAGUCAGAGAUUGGCAGUUUUUAAAAUAGAGUGAAGUAG
This is a messenger RNA of Dromiciops gliroides (monito del monte), 1730 nucleotides long. Its product is annotated as ADP-ribose pyrophosphatase, mitochondrial-like. Bases 449 to 1327 code for a protein of 292 amino acids. The transcript has a single exon. Lineage: Eukaryota; Metazoa; Chordata; Mammalia; Microbiotheria; Microbiotheriidae. Gene Ontology annotation, cellular component: mitochondrion. The record is from RefSeq and is a predicted model, not a curated record. Gene Ontology annotation, molecular function: ADP-ribose diphosphatase activity.